This is a messenger RNA of Lucilia cuprina (Australian sheep blowfly), 1207 nucleotides long. Its product is annotated as nardilysin-like. The transcript is spliced from 2 exons. Lineage: Eukaryota; Metazoa; Arthropoda; Insecta; Diptera; Calliphoridae. The record is from RefSeq and is a predicted model, not a curated record. Gene Ontology annotation, molecular function: metal ion binding. The coding region runs from base 106 to 1173 and encodes 355 amino acids.
UUGUACUUAUUAUCUUUUAGGGAUAUCCGUUUAUGUAUAGUGGAAAAUAUACGCUGGCCCAUAAUAGUUAAAUAUAAAUGUCUCAAUGAGAUAACACUACAGGAUAUGUUAGAGUUUGCCGACACUUAUACACAUGAGUUGUAUGUGCAAACUCUAAUGCAGGGUAACUUGACUGAAGAAGCUGCUCAUAAUGUCAUGAAUAACGUCUUGACCACCUUAAAUUGUCAAAAUAUAAAAGAGACAAAAUAUAUUGAAAAUCGUACGGUACAAUUGCCUCAGGGUUCUCAUUAUAUACGUUGCAAUGUUUUAAAUGAAAAAGAUUGCAACACGGUGGUAACAAAUUUCUAUCAAAUUGGUCCUUGUUCAGUGCGUAUUGAAAGUAUUUUAGAUUUGUUAAUGAUGUUUGUGGAAGAACCUUUGUUUGAUUCUUUACGAACUAAAGAACAAUUGGGCUAUUAUGUGGCUUCAUCGGUGCGCAUAAAUUACGGCAUUGCCGGCUAUUCCAUAACCGUCAAUUCACAAGAGACUAAAAACUCUUGUGCUCAUGUAGAAGAACGUAUUGAAGCGUUCCGUGGUAAAAUGUUACAGAUACUAGAUGAAAUGUCUCAAGAGGAAUUUGAACAUGUAAGAGAAUCUUUAAUUAAAAUUAAACAAGUCGUCGAUAUGUCUUUGACGGAAGAAGUUGCCCGCAAUUGGGGUGAAAUUACUUGUGAGGAAUAUUUAUUCGAUCGUAAACGUAAAGAGGUGGAGGUAUUACGUACUUUGGGCAAACAGGAAAUCAUUGAUUUUUGUCUCAACAAUGAACGUACAAAUCUAAGAAAAUUAUCCAUACAAGUUAUAGGCCAUACCAACGGAAAGUGUAAUGAAGCUUUAGAAGCCGAUAUGGAAACAGACAAUGCUGCUGAAACGGAGGAGACAAACGAAAAUGAAGACGAUGAAAUGGAUGAUGAAGAGGACAAUGAGGAGUUAUUUAAUGCUUUGGCCAAUAAAUUAGAUUUGAAAUUUAUACCACGUGAAGGUGAUGCCACUACUAUUGUGGAUAUCAAUGAUUUUAAGGAAAAUUUACAUGUUUAUCCCAUAACAAAAACCAAACUGGAGACACCGUCCAUUGAGGGGGAUAAUACUGAUAGGGCUACACCUACUGCUGGCAUGGAUAUCAUAGAGGAUUGUUAAAAUUUUGACAAUGUAUCUAGCUAUGUUGUGAAUU